AAUCCGGUACGUCUUGUAGCGUUGCGUUAUAUGUUAUUCAUCCACGACUGGUUACAAAUACAAACCUUAAUCUUUUUCGUUCGUGCUUGUUGACGACAACAUUGCCAAAAUGUCUUUGGUCAUCCCUGAAAAGUUCCAGCACAUUUUGCGUAUCCUCAGCACCAACAUCGAUGGCAAACGUAAAGUCAUGUUCGCUAUGACCGCCAUCAAGGGAAUUGGCAGACGGUUUUCCAACAUUGUGUUGAAAAAAGCAGACGUCGACUUGAACAAAAGAGCCGGAGAAUGUACAGACGAAGAGGUUGAAAAAAUUAUCACAAUUAUGCAAAAUCCACGUCAAUACAAAAUUCCAGACUGGUUUUUAAAUAGACAAAAGGAUGUUGUUGAUGGAAAAUUCUCUCAACUUACCUCCAGUACCCUUGACAGCAAAUUGCGUGAAGAUUUGGAAAGGUUGAAGAAAAUUAAAGCUCACCGUGGUCUCCGUCAUUACUGGGGUUUGAGAGUACGUGGUCAACAUACCAAAACUACCGGACGUAGAGGAAGAACUGUUGGUGUAUCUAAGAAGAAAUAAGUUAAUAAAAGUGAUAAUUUUUAUUCAAA
Messenger RNA from Diuraphis noxia (Russian wheat aphid), 597 nucleotides. It is a transcript of the gene RpS18, whose product is annotated as ribosomal protein S18. The record is from RefSeq and is a predicted model, not a curated record. Gene Ontology annotation, biological process: translation. Gene Ontology annotation, cellular component: ribosome; cytosol; small ribosomal subunit. Gene Ontology annotation, molecular function: structural constituent of ribosome; RNA binding. NCBI's taxonomy places the organism in Eukaryota, Metazoa, Arthropoda, Insecta, Hemiptera, Aphididae.